CUCUAUCAAUAGUCACACCCACCACCUUUAUGACAGCGAGUCAAGUGGCAUUUACAGCGGAGUAACUCUACCCUGCAUUAUGUUCAGCAGCUGACCUGUGCGGUUGUGAAGUCAGAGGAACAUCCAGUCUGUCUCCAGUGGGUCUGACUUUACACAAUAGUAAAAUACAUCGCGUUAGCUAAAAGCUUAUCCUUCUGGACUUCGAGCACUGACUGUCCUGAGUCUGGGGGCGUUUCUUUGAAUGCAGAAUGUGGGGCAUUUGCAGCAGAACUAUGGUGGGGAUGGCGAAACCCUGUGGCUUAAUGAAACCCUGUCACUUGGUGAAGCCUGUAUCAGUGACCCGGGUCACUGGCAGAUACCUGACCCACCAGAAAGGACUGCCUGGUCUUCCUGUCCCCCCUCUGCAGCAGACCUGUGAGCGCUAUAUCAGUGCUCUUGAGCCCAUCGUGGAGGUGGAUGAGCUGAAGCGCACUAAAGAGCUGGUGAACGAGUUUAAGAAAGCAGGAGGGGUUGGAGAGAGACUUCAGAGAGGCCUGGAAAAGAGAGCUCGGAACACUGAGAACUGGUUGUCAGAGUGGUGGGUGCAGGUUGCUUAUUUCGAUUACCGGUUGCCUGUGGUGGUUCAUUCAAGUCCUGGGUUGGUCUUGCCCCGCAUGAACUUCAGUGAUAAGCAGGGCCAAAUAAGGUUUGCUGCCAAACUAAUAGCAGGUGUUUUGGACUUUAAGACAAUGAUUGACAAUGAGACACUCCCAGUUGAAUAUAUGGGAGGGAAGCCCCUGUGUAUGAAUCAGUACUACAAAGUGCUGUCGUCCUGCCGUAUCCCUGGUCUGAAGAGAGACUCAGUGGUGAACCAUGCCAAGAGCUCCAGGCCCCCGAAACACAUUACUGUAGUACACAACUUUCAGUUUUUUGUGUUGGAGAUGUACAACAGUGAUGGGACUCCACUGACAGCUGAUCAGCUCUGUGUUCAGCUGGAGAGGAUCUGUAGCUCCUCACUACAGACCAAUAUGGAGCCUGUCGGCAUCCUCACCACCCAGCAUCGGGACUCCUGGGGCAAGGCCUACGUCAACCUCAACAAGGAUAAGACCAACAAAGAGUCAGUGUCCGCUAUCCAGAGGAGCAUCUUCACUUUGUGUUUGGAUGGAGCGAUGCCUCCAGUGUCUGAUGAGACGGACCGCAGCUCAGCUGCCGUCCAGAUGCUGCAUGGAGGAGGCAGCCAGUGGAACAGUGGCAACCGCUGGUUUGACAAGACGCUGCAGUUUAUUAUUGGAGAGGACGGGACAUGUGGCGCGAACUACGAGCACGCCCCGGCUGAGGGCCCACCCAUAGUGGCCUUGAUCGACCAUGUUGUGGAAUACACGAGGAAGCCAGACAUGAUGCGGUCUCCCAUGGUGCCUUUGCCCAUGCCCCAAAAACUGCACUUCAACAUCACGCCUGAGAUCAAGAAGGACAUUGAAGAAGCCAAGCAUGCAAUGAAUAUACUGGCCCAGGACCUGGAAACGAGGGUCAUUGUAUUUGGCCAAUUUGGGAAAAAUGUCCCAAAAGCCCACAAGAUGAGCCCUGAUGCUUUCAUACAGAUGGCGCUACAACUGGCUUACUACAGGCUGUACCAGCGCUGCUGUGCCACAUAUGAAAGUGCCUCCCUGCGUAUGUUCAGGCUGGGCCGUACAGAUACAAUCCGAUCAGCCUCAAGUGCCUCAGCUGCCUUCGUCAAGGCCUUUGAUGACCCCAGCAAACAGAAUACAGAGAAAGUUGAUCUAAUGGAGAAAGCUGUUAACACACACAGGUCAUAUACUAACAUGGCAAUCAGCGGCCAGGCCAUAGACAGACACCUUCUGGGCCUUAAGAUGGUGGCCAUUGAGGAAAAAGUCUCCAUACCUGAUAUCUACGCAGACAUCGCCUACACCAAAGCCUUAAACUACAAGCUAUCUACAAGUCAGGUACCGUCCAAGACUGACUGCGUCAUGUGUUUCGGCCCGGUUGCACCCAACGGAUUCGGCGUGUGCUACAAUCCUAUGAACGAUCACAUCAACUUUGCAGUGUCGGCUUUCAACACCUGUAAAGAAACAAAUGCAGCACAUCUGGCCCAGGCUGUGGAGGGUGCACUGUUGGACAUGAGGACUCUGCUGGAACAAACCCCAAGAGCCAAACUGUGAAGGUCCUCCAGACUUUAAUAACCUCUUCAGAGAUGAAGAGCGGCAGGGCUCGUCUCAGUGAUGCCGCUAAUGAGUGAUAAUUGGAUGACUGAACCCCAAACCUGGUGCAAGACUACCAAGCUCCAGUAUUCUCCUCGUGUUAUUGACUAUCAUCAUGCACUUUAAACAAUGUGUAACACCUGCUUUGUAAUGAGUGGGAGUGUUCCUCUGGUGGUACAAUGCAUAAUUAAUAAUGAUGCACGGUUGUUUUUACAGACCGUUCAGUUUUGAAAUGUAACACUGAAAUAUCAUUAACAUAAUUUAGCUUAUGGAAAGAUACUUUUAUAAUGUUUAUGAUCAAUAAAUAACCUGAUGAGACCAGA
This is a messenger RNA of Cottoperca gobio, 2518 nucleotides long. It is a transcript of the gene crata, whose product is annotated as carnitine O-acetyltransferase a. Gene Ontology annotation, molecular function: carnitine O-acetyltransferase activity. Gene Ontology annotation, biological process: carnitine metabolic process, CoA-linked. The record is from RefSeq and is a predicted model, not a curated record. The coding region runs from base 249 to 2156 and encodes 635 amino acids. Gene Ontology annotation, cellular component: peroxisome. The transcript has 14 exons. Lineage: Eukaryota; Metazoa; Chordata; Actinopteri; Perciformes; Bovichtidae.